CCUCCAUCCAGGCUGCGGCCGGGCCCACGGCUACCCUUUCGGACCCGACCACACCUGGAACCGCACCCCGGGCCGGGCAGAGGAGGAGAAGGGCGGCCCCGAGAGGGAACCUGGCCAGGAGGAUCCGCGGGGCGCCGGCGAGGCCCGGAGGCGAGGGCGCGGCGGAACGAGGCGAUGGCGCGGAGCCCGGGCGGCCGGUGCGCCCUGCUGCUACUGCUGCAGCUGCUAGCAGUGGUCUGCUUGGACUUUGGACAUGGACUUCACUUAGAGGUCUUCAACACAAGAAGUGAAGGCAAACUGUUUCCCAAGCGCACUCACUUGGUGCGUCAGAAGAGGGCCUGGAUCACUGCCCCUGUGGCUCUUCGGGAGGGGGAAGACCUUUCCAGAAAGAACCCAAUUGCCAAGAUACACUCUGACCUUGCAGAAGAACAGGGGAUAAAGAUCACCUACAAGUAUACUGGGAAGGGAAUUACACAGCCACCUUUUGGUAUAUUCGUCUUUGAUAGAAACACGGGAGAACUGAACAUCACCAGCAUUCUUGACCGGGAAGAAACGCCGUUUUUUCUGCUGACAGGCUAUGCCUUGGACUCCAGAGGAAAAAACCUGGAGAAGCCCUUAGAACUACGCAUCAAAGUUCUGGACAUCAAUGACAACGAGCCAGUGUUCACCCAGGAGGUCUUUGUUGGGGCCAUUGAGGAACUGAGUGCAGCACAUACACUUGUGAUGAAAAUCACCGCCACGGAUGCAGACGAUCCCGAGACCCUGAAUGCUAAAGUCUCCUACAGAAUUGUCUCUCAGGAGCCUGCAAAUACUCCAGUGUUCUACCUAAAUAAAGACACGGGGGAGAUCUACACGACCAGUUUUACUUUGGACAGAGAGGAAUACAGCAGCUAUUCCUUGACGGUGGAAGCAAGAGAUGGUAACGGGCAGAUAACAGAUAAACCAGUGCAUCAAGCUCAAGUUCAGAUUCGUAUUUUGGAUGUCAAUGACAAUAUACCUGUGGUGGAAAAGGAAAUGUACGAGGGGACGGUGGAAGAAAACCAGGUUAAUGUAGAAGUCAUGCGGAUCAAAGUGACCGAUGCAGAUGAAGUCGGCUCCGAUAACUGGCUAGCAAACUUUACGUUUGCGUCGGGAAAUGAAGGGGGCUAUUUCCACAUUGAGACUGACACGCAGACUAACGAAGGGAUCGUGACCCUUGUCAAGGAAGUGGACUAUGAAGAAAUGAAGAAGCUGGACUUGAGUAUCCUUGUCACUAACAAAGCAGCUUUCCACAAGUCUGUUCUGAGCAAGUACAAGGCCACGCCCAUUCCCAUCACUGUCAAGGUCAAGAACGUGGUUGAAGGCAUUAAUUUCAAGAGCAGCGUAAUCUCUGUUCGAGCUAGUGAGGCAAUGGAUAGAUCCAGCCUCAGCCGGUCAAUUGGAAAAUUUCAAGUUUUUGAUGAAGACACUGGACAAGCAGCUAAAGUAACAUAUGUAAAAGUGCAAGACAGUGACAACUGGGUCUCUGUGGACUCCGACACUUCAGAGAUUAAGCUUGUGAAGAUUCCUGACUUUGAAUCUAGAUAUGUCCAAAAUGGUACCUACACUGUAAAGGUUGUGGCUAUAUCCAAAGAUCAUCCUCAAAAAACCAUCACUGGCACUGUCAUUAUCAAUGUUGAAGACAUCAAUGACAAUUGUCCCACACUGGUGGACCCAGUACGGAGUGUCUGUGAGGAUGAGCCAUAUGUGAAUGUCACUGCAGAGGAUUUGGAUGGACCCCAGAACAGUGGACCAUUCAGCUUCUCCAUCAUUGACCAGCCUCCUGGAACGGCACAGAAGUGGAAGAUAACGCACCAAGAAAGUACCAGUGUGCUGCUGCAACAGAGCGAGCGGAAGCUUGGGAGAAGUGAGAUUCCCUUCCUCAUUUCCGACAGCCAGGGCUUCAGCUGCCCCGAGAGGCAGGUCCUUCAGCUCACCGUGUGCGAGUGUCAGAAGGGCGGGGGCUGUGCGGCUGCGCUGUACAACAACUAUGUCGGCCUGGGCCCCGCCGCCAUCGCGCUCAUGAUUCUGGCGCUGCUGCUCCUGCUCCUGGUGCCACUCUUGUUGUUGAUAUGCCACUGUGGAGAGGGCGCCAAGGGCUUCACCCCCAUUCCUGGGACCAUAGAGAUGCUGCAUCCUUGGAAUAAUGAAGGGGCACCCCCUGAAGACAAGGUGGUGCCAUCGCUUCUAGUGACUGACCAUGCGGAGAGCUCAGCAGUGAGAGGCGGCGUAGGAGGCGCGACGCUCAAGGAAGGCACGGUGAAAGGCAGCAGCUCAGCUUCCGUUAUCAAAGGGCAGUCUGAGUUUGACGCCCGAUGGGAAGAGCACAGAAGCCUCCUCACUAUGAGGGACACUCACCACGGAGGGACAGCAGGAGCCAUCACUGUCGAUGGAACCAUAAGGACAACAAGAGCCACAGGGGUUUCCCGAGACAUGAGUGGGGCUCGAGGAGGAGCUGUUGCUGUGAAUGAGGAAUUCUUAAGAAGUUACUUCACAGAGAAAGCAGCUUCUUACGCUGGGGAAGAUGACCUUCACAUGGCCAAAGACUGCCUUCUCAUUUACUCUCAGGAAGACACGGACUCUCUCCGAGGCUCCAUCGGGUGUUGCAGUUUUAUCGAGGGAGAGCUUGAUGAUUUGUUCUUAGAUGACCUGGGGCUUAAAUUCAAGACCUUAGCUGAAGUUUGCUUAGGUCGAAAGAUUGAUAUGGACAUUGAACAGAGGCAAAAGCCGGUCAGAGAAGCAAGCAUGAAUGCAGCUUCUGGCUCACACUACGAGCAAGCGACAACCAACUCAGAGAGCACGUACUCCUCUAACAGUGGCUUCCAAGCCUCCAAACCUCUGCAUGGAGCACACACAGAGAAAGUCACACAGGAAAUUGUCACUGAAAGCUCUGUGUCUUCCAGGCAGAGUCAGAAGGUAGUACCGCCACCUGAUCCUGUGGCUUCUGGUAAUAUUAUAGUGACAGAAACUUCCUAUGCCACAGGCUCAGCGGUGCCACCCAGCACUGUGAUCCUGCCUCCUAGACAGCCACAGAGCCUUAUUGUGACAGAGAGGGUGUAUGCUCCAGCCUCCACCUUGGUGGGUCAGCAUUAUGCCAAUGAAGAAAAUGUCCUUGUUACAGAACGAGUGAUCCAACCUAAUGGGGGCCUCCCUAAGCCCCUUGAGGUCACCCAGCAUCUGACAGAUGCACAGUAUGUGAUGGUGAGGGAAAGAGAGAGCGUCCUCGCUCCCAGCUCAGGCGUGCAGCCCACUCUGGCAAUGCCCACUGUGGCAGCAGGAGGACAGAAUGUCACCGUGACAGAGAGAAUACUGACUCCUGCUUCCACUCUGCAAUCCAGUUACCAGAUUCCCAGUGAAACCUCCAUCAAGGCUAGGAAGACCGUGCUCUCUAGUGUGGGAGGCAUGGGUCCCCUGCCCCAUUUAGAUGUAGAGGAAUCUGGUCCUCCCAAUUCUACUAUAACCACAUCUUCCACCAGGGUCACCAAGCAUAGCACCGUGCAACAUUCUUACUCUUAAAGAGAAGCCAGCCGCAGUCUGACCCAGAGCUUAACUAGCUUCCAUUGGGUGUGUGUCUCCAUGCCUCUAAUGUUGCCACACAAAGACUUGCACGUUGAAAGAACUCAUUGACAUGCCAAAGACACGGUGCCUCAGGUAGGGCUGUAUUUCAGAAAUGCUCUGUGAUAUUGGGGGAUGGAAUUAAGAUGCUGGUUCCUAAGUGCCUUUUAGUGCGCUGUGCAAGCAAUACUCACAAACGGGACAUGUAAAAUUGGCUUCCAAGAACUUGCCAAAUUAAAGCACAGUUUCUAGUUCCUCUUGUCCUGAAAGAUGGGUCUCUGCACAAUGUGUUGGUAUUCAGCAGGGACAGGUCCACCCUGUAUAUUACAGAACCACACAGGUUAAAAGUACCAAAUAGCACCAGAGACACAUCUCCACUCUAAGCCUUCAACUUCAGUUUCUGGUUCACUUUAACACUGGGACCCUGAGUACACUGGAGACGAGAAAAAAAGAAUGAAAAAACACUGGAGCCCUUUUUUAAUUGUGUAAAGUUGACAGAAUUUUAGAACAUUGUCAGGAUGAGAAUA
Arvicanthis niloticus (Nile rat) is the source of this 4100-nucleotide messenger RNA. It is a transcript of the gene Dsg2, whose product is annotated as desmoglein 2. NCBI's taxonomy places the organism in Eukaryota, Metazoa, Chordata, Mammalia, Rodentia, Muridae. Gene Ontology annotation, molecular function: calcium ion binding. Gene Ontology annotation, biological process: homophilic cell-cell adhesion. The record is from RefSeq and is a predicted model, not a curated record. Gene Ontology annotation, cellular component: desmosome; plasma membrane.